Messenger RNA from Thalassophryne amazonica, 1765 nucleotides. Its product is annotated as splicing regulatory glutamine/lysine-rich protein 1-like. Lineage: Eukaryota; Metazoa; Chordata; Actinopteri; Batrachoidiformes; Batrachoididae. Bases 956 to 1765 code for a protein of 269 amino acids. The transcript has 3 exons. The record is from RefSeq and is a predicted model, not a curated record.
CAGUGUGGAAGCCGACCGCAAAUGCGGCUCCUCACCCACUCGGUCCAGGGACAUAUCCACCGUACAGUUGAAAUCGCCCCCCAGCACCAAACAGUCACCAGGCGCCUGCUGACCCAAAAUGGCGCGCACUUGUGUAAACAGUCCCACUCGCUCCGAGCCCUCAUUGUGUGCAUAAACAUUUAAAAACACCAUGGUCAACCCCCCAACCCGAGCCCUGACCAGCAGAACCCGCCCCUGAACGACCUCAGUAGUAGACAAUACAGCAGCAUCAAGUCGAGGUGAAAACAAAACCGCCACUCCAGCACUUAAGUUAGAGCCAUGACUCUGAUACAACGGUCCCCUCCACCACCGAGCCCAGUCCACCUCAUUACCAACAUCAGAGUGAGUCUCCUGCAGAAACAGCACGUGUAACCCCUGCCGCUCAAACAACUCAGAGACCAAAGCCCUCCUCCGGCCGUCCCUGCCACCAUUCAUAUUCAAGGAGCCCACCUUCACAUACUGCAUGGGGACUGAGUAAAAAAAAAACAAAAAGAAAAACAGAUAGAAAAGAGAGAACACCCAGUGAAACACAGUCAUACUCUAUCUGGUGGAUUUACGACCCCUAUGACCGCGCCCCCGCUUGGGCAAGGGGUCCUUCCCCAAGGCCGUAAUAUAUUUCCUGAGUCUAUACCGUUUCUUCUCAUCCAACAAGUCCACACCAACAAGCCGCCUCAAUACCUUAACAGACUUCACAAAUUUCUCCGUAUCAGGAAAAUAAUCCGCAACUCUCACGGAUUUACCGAAUGAUUCAUCCAGAAAACUGUUCAUGUCCUGCAACGUGUACAGAUCGCUGCUGUGGAAAACAGAACCGGCGGUAGACAUGCUAGAAUCCGAAUCAUAAUCCAGGUCGUCAUCAGUCAGACUUUGGCUCAGCAAGGGCUGUGGGUCCCCGAGAGCCGGUACCACCUCUCCAACCAUGCCACCCUGUCCAACAGUAAUCGAGGACCCAACCGCAGCAGAACCAACAGCAUCGGCCACAGAGGGAGGAACAGAAACUCCAACUACAUCACCCACACAACCCUCAGUCACAGCGGCAUCAGCCACCCCAGAUUGUUCAGUUAGCAGCGGCUCAGUAGACAUAACAGUAUCAGGCACUAAGCUGCCCUGCUGCGGAGGGACAACCUCCACCUGCCCACCGGGCCCCGCCCCUAAAGCAGACGCCGUCGCGGGGGCACCUAGUCCCGAGGCCGCGGGCCCCGGAACUGGGCCCGACACCGACGCCCCGGGAACGUCGCGUUUGUGCGGACACGCGAAGCGUUUAAGUCUGAGUCGAACAGUUCAGGAACAUAAACACCUGGCGAAGGAAGGACAAAACAUGGCGAAGUUUCUCGCUCUUACAGCCCAACCCGAUCGUCUUAAACCCGGUAGCAAAUUUGCCAAACCUCUGCAGCUCCUGACUCAGAGCCUCAUUCGAAACGAACGGCGGGACCCCGGAAAUAAUAAUCUUGGUAGACGGAGCAUGACAGAGAGAGAGAGAGACGAGAGAAACAAGGAGAGGAGUGUGGCAGAGAGAGAAAACAGAGAGGCAGAGAGAGAAAGAAAACAGAGAAACGAGAGAAGAGAGAAGAUAGAGAGAGAGAGGCAGGGAGAGAAACAGAGAGGGCAGAGAGAAGACAGAAAUCGAGAAAGAACAGUAGGAGAGAUGAAAGAGAAGACGAGAGGCAGAGAGAGAAACAGGGAGAGAGAGAGAAACAGAGAGGCAGGAGAAGAGAGAGAUAUACCAUGA